Molecule: messenger RNA, 3738 nt
Organism: Chara braunii
Lineage: Eukaryota; Viridiplantae; Streptophyta; Charophyceae; Charales; Characeae
Source: the annotation of a GenBank genome assembly
CUCGACACCAGCAGACGGAUGGCCAGACGGAGUGAGCACACCAGACCGCCCAGAUGAUGUUGCGUAUGCUCAUCCGUCCCGACCAGAAAGAUUGGGUUGACCGGCCUCCCAACAUCGAGUUCGCCUAUAACACUUCGGUGCACCUGGGGAUCUGCGUCACACCAUUCGAGUUACAUCAUGGUGGAGAGAAAGCACGGAUCUUCGCUGAUCUCCUUCUGCCACAGGCCGCCGACAUAGACGUCCCUUGCUUUCCCGCUUCCAUUCGGAAGUAUCGGGACUGGCUGAUCAAAGCCCGUGCAAAUAUGCAAAAGGCUCAAAUCCGCAUGCAGCAGCAAGCUAACCGACGUCGACUUCCAUGUCCUUUCCGCGAGGGAGAUCUUGUUUGGGUCCUCUCCGGGGAAUUUGCGUUCGAGCAGGACGUUUCGCGCAAACUCCUUCCGAAAUGGUUCGGACCAUGGGAAGUUACUUCUGCCGUUGGAGACGACCCCGCAGGUCCUUCCUUUGUGGUCAACAUUCCACCGCACCUUCCAGUGCACUGGGUCUUCCACGUGUCGAAGCUGGCCAUCUACACGCCACCUUCAGCUGACGAGUUUCCCGGCUGUCGAUCACAGGAUCCGCCUUCUAUGGACGGACAUCAAGAAGUCGACCGAGUCAUCACGCACCGCAUGUAUGGCAACAAGCCAAUGCAGUUCAAAGUCACAUUCAAGCAAUGUGCGCCUGACGACACUCGGUGGAUCUCUAGUGCAGACUUGCAGACUUCUGCACCCCUUAUCUUCGCCGACUAUGAGAAGCCACGCCUUGCCAAGGAAGCAGCUCAAGAGGAGGCACUGAUGUAUGUGCCCAGGGAAGAACAAGAGGCCGCCAUGAAAGAGUGGGAUGCAGAAGAAGACCCACUCAAGCGGCAGGCGAUAGAGGAUGAGAAGAGGAUGGAGUGGAAGUUCCGAUCGACGAGGGAGAGGAAAAGAAGAAUGGAGGCGGCGAGCCAGGUGGCGAAAAAAUUGGAGGUAAAGAAACAAAGAGAACAAAUGGCGACGCAAGUAGACCUACUGGGGAAAAUGGAGAUUAUGGCGAGAAAUAUAGAGCGCCUGGCCCAAGUCCAGGAAGAACAAUAUUUGUUUGGUAGAGGUCAGGACAUUGCCUUACGCUCUAUACGGCUGGGGCUCCGGGACUUCGCCAGGGAAUUGGCGACGCAGGUGGGCUCAGAGGUGAGGGCCCGCCUAGAGGGCACGAAACGUUAUUGUACGGGCGCCAUAGAAGGCACCAGAUUGACUGCUCCCAAGGAGGAAGCACGUCCUCGAAGGGAGCCUGUCAUGGUCAAGUUCGAUGACUCCUAUAGCAGAAAGAAAGAGGAGAAUUUUGACAAUUGGGAAGCCAAUGUCAAAACCUACGUCCAUCUGCAGAAGGUCUCCUCGGACGAGCAUGUCCUGAUAGCCAUCCAUGCACUUCGAGACGACGCAGCAAGCUUCGUCCGUUCCUUGUGCCGCGCCGCUAACUGCAAUGAUGAUCUAGUCGCUUAUUCUGCGUUCACUCCCCUCACCGACUUCCUUAAGUUAUUGCGUGAGCGAGUUGCAGACGUUACACGUAGUGUCAAGGCCUCAGACAAACUGCAAACCAUCCAUUCUCGCCAAUGGAAGAGUGCCAGGGCACUCAAGGGCGUUGUGGAUGAGCUGGUCACCGUCCCUGACCAUGGGGUCACUGAGACCCAGUUGGUCAACCUCUUCUACCGCGCUAUGCCCGAGCAGUUACGCGGGCAUUUCUUUGAAAAGAGUCGGCAGCCUAUCAUGACCUACGAUGCACUGAGCAGGGAAGUGGUAGCAUUCGAAGCACGGUCCGCGAUCUCCUCUUUUUGGCAUAAGGACCUAGAUAAGGGCAAGAAGUGGAAGGGUCGCACCAUCUCGGGUCAGGUCAAGACCAAAGAUCGUUUGAUCCUUACGUUAGAUGAGGGUGGUGUCGACGAAGUCCCCUACGAGCAGAUUGAGUGGGGACUAGAGGAGGAGGACAAUGGCGUUAGCCAGGGGAGGACUUACGUUGCUGUCGCGAUCGGAGGGAGGCCGCAAGGAGGAGUAGUCUAUUUAGAUGACAUUCUAGUGUUCAGUAGGACCCUCCAUGGGCAUGAGGAUCAUCUAAGGCAGGUCUUGGAGAAGCUCAGAGAGGCUAACUUCAAGAUCAACGCAAAGAAGUGCGAAUGGGCAAAGACCCAAGUUCUGUACUUAGGCCAUGUCUUAGACGAAGACGACAUCAAAUCGGAAGAUAGUAAGAUCGCAGCAAUCAGAGAUUGGCCUACACACCGCACGUUGACAGAGUUGCGGUCGUUCUUAGGCCUAGCUAACUACUACAGGAAGUUUGUAAGAAACUUAUGCACCAUCGCUGCUCCCCUUCGCAGGUUGCUGAAGAAAGAAACAAUCUGGAAGUGGGACAACGACUGCACGACUGCCAUGAAGAAGUUGAAGCAGGCAUUGAUAGAGUACCCAGUUCUUAAGGUAGCCGAUCCGUCCUUACCUAUCGUUGUCACCACUGACGCGAGCCAGUAUGGUAUAGGUGUUGUAUUGCAGCAAGACGAUGGCAAUGGAUAUAGACCCGUAGAGUUUAUGUCUGUUAGGAUGCCUUCAAAGAAGGUAGCAACAUCUACCUACGAGAGGGAACUCUACACUCUCAGGCAAGCAUUAGAGCACUGGAAGCACUACUUGCUUGGGAGGCACUUCAAAGUCUACUCGGACCACGAGACAUUAAGGUGGCUGAAGACGCAGGCCAAGAUGACACCUAAGCUUACUAGGUGGGCCGCAAAGUUAGACCAAUAUGACUUUGAGCUGAAGCCAGUCAAAGGGAAGUAUAAUAAGCGGGGAAUGGUUGGCAGAACAAGAGCUCUGACACAGAGUGUGCCUGCACAUAGAUUAGCGGAUCUAUUGGUUGCGACUUUGGAUGGUUCUUUCGAAGGACGGCUGGCAAUGUUGGAUGCUGUUGAUUUAAAGCAACGCUUGACGAGGGCAACUGAUUUGGUUGCAGGCCAUUUGCAGAGUAUCCGCAUUACUGAGUCAAUCCACAAGAAGGUGGAGGACAAACUGUCCAAGACACAGCGGGAUUUCCUUCUUAGGCAGCAGAUGAAGGUCAUCAAGGAAGAGCUUGGAGACAAUGAGGACGAUGAUGAUGAUGUGGCGGGGUUGCAGAGGAAAAUGGAAGCCGCCAGAAUGCCGCCAAAUGUCUGGAAACAAGCUCAGCGAGAGCUCAGGCGGUUGCAGAAAAUGUCUCCGCAGCAGCCUGGCUAUGGUAGUUCUCGACAAUAUCUUGAACUGCUAGCAGAUUUGCCUUGGUCUACAAGCAGCGAGGAAAAAGAGAUCAAUUUGGAUGCUGCGCGUGAUGCGUUGGACAAAGAGCAUUUCGGUCUUGGCAAGGUCAAAAGGAGGAUUAUAGAGUAUCUUGCGGUACGAAAGUUGAAGCCAGAUGUGAGGGGUCCUGUGUUGUGUUUCAUAGGAGCACCAGGGGUGGGGAAGACAUCACUGGGGUCAUCCAUUGCGAAGGCGCUUGAUCGAAAGUUUGUACGGAUCUCACUUGGCGGCGUAAAGGAUGAAGCAGACAUCCGAGGACAUCGACGAACUUACAUAGGAAGCCUGCCAGGAAGGCUGAUUGAGGGAAUCAAGGUUGGUCUGACGAGKGCCCGAGAAUAGCCCUCAGUUUCAGGCUAAAAAGGCUCAGGCCUUUUUUUAGGCUGAAACGAUGCAGGGCCUGUGGGCCCCGGAUGUC